This is a messenger RNA of Sapajus apella (tufted capuchin), 2736 nucleotides long. It is a transcript of the gene MFSD11, whose product is annotated as major facilitator superfamily domain containing 11. The record is from RefSeq and is a predicted model, not a curated record. NCBI's taxonomy places the organism in Eukaryota, Metazoa, Chordata, Mammalia, Primates, Cebidae. Bases 1048 to 2136 code for a protein of 362 amino acids. The transcript has 14 exons.
GCGCGGAGUCACUGCUGGAGGGAGGGGGAGCGGAAUUAGCGGGCAGUUGGAAAGCCCGCGAAACGCUGUUUCCGCCUGGGAGGCCGGACGACCGCGCUCGGGCAGGAGGAAGAGGAGGUGCUCCCCCUCUAGGGCCCGCCUUCUUUUCAUUCCAAUACGCCGAGUCCACGCAGCUUUUCUGCUCAGCCCCCAGCCCUCAGCCCUGCCUCUGUCAGAAGGGUGCUUCUGCCCCUAUUUCCCUCUCCUUGUGACCCCGGCCUCCUCAGACUCCGCUGCGUCGUCUCUCGGCCCCCUCCAAUAGUUCCCGAUUGCUCUUCUCCACGGUCCGCUUCCUCACCCACUUGCGCCAGAGCCAGCGAGCUCGGCCAGCUCUGCGCCCUGGCGGUGGGGCGUGUCUGCGGAGCACCUGCUCCUGGUGGGCCACCCGGGACUACGUUUCCCAGCGGGCCGAGCGGCCGGCGCCGCGGCUGCGGUCAGGUGACCGGGUCGCCUGACCGCGGUGAAUCAGGCGGGGAGGGCGGGGCUGCGCGGGCUGGGCUGCUGUGGCUCCCUCUUGGCCCCUUAAUCCCCUUCGCGGCCCCCUCAACCUGGAGCGGCUACAUUCUUGGCGCUUCUCCGAGGGUUGUGCUCUUCCGUACUCAAAUCGGAUCUUCGGAAUGUCCUAAAUGCCGGAUUGUCAGUGGCUUCGCCCCGACGAGAGCUGACUGCCCUGGGCUGCUGCUGACCUCCGGCGGAGCUGAGCCACAAUGUCCCCGGAAUCUAAAAAGCUUUUCAACAUCAUUAUUUUAGGAGUUGCCUUUAUGUUUAUGUUCACUGCCUUUCAAACUUGUGGAAAUGUGGCGCAAACUGUCAUCAGGAGCUUAAAUAGCACAGAUUUUCACGGCAGUGGAUAUACCAGCAUGGCAAUUAUCUAUGGAGUGUUCUCUGCCUCAAAUUUGAUUACACCGUCAGUGGUGGCCAUUGUAGGACCUCAACUCUCUAUGUUUGCCAGUGGUUUAUUUUACAGGUAUCGUUUGACUAUAAUACCUUGACCUGUUAUAUUUUAGCAUGUACAUUGCCGUUUUUAUCCAGCCUUUCCCAUGGUCCUUCUACACAGCCUCUGUUUUCAUUGGAAUUGCAGCUGCUGUGCUCUGGACAGCACAAGGAAACUGCCUGACAAUAAAUUCCGAUGAGCACACCAUUGGGAGAAACAGUGGGAUUUUCUGGGCGCUCCUGCAGUCUAGCUUGUUCUUUGGAAAUCUCUACAUAUGUUUUGCCUGGCAAGGGAAAACUCAGAUAUCAGAGAGUGACCGAAGAACGGUAUUUAUUGCCCUAACAGUGAUUAGCCUUGUGGGGACAGUUCUGUUCUUUCUCAUUCGGAAACCAGAUGCUGAAAAUAUCCUAGGAGAAGAUGAAUCUUCUGAUGAUCAGGACAUGGAAGUCAACGAGUCUGCCCAGAACAAUCUGACAAAGGCAGUAGAUGCUUUUAAAAAGUCUUUUAAGUUAUGUGUCACCAAGGAGAUGCUCCUUCUUAGUAUUACAACUGCUUAUACAGGUCUGGAGUUAACUUUCUUUUCUGGUGUAUAUGGAACCUGUAUUGGUGCUAUAAACAAAUUUGGAGCAGAAGAGAAAAGCCUUAUUGGACUUUCUGGCAUUUUCAUCGGCAUUGGAGAAAUUUUAGGUGGAAGCCUCUUCGGCCUGCUGAGCAAGAACAAUCGUUUUGGUAGAAAUCCGGUUGUGCUGCUGGGCAUCCUGGUGCACUUUAUAGCUUUUUAUCUAAUAUUUCUCAACAUGCCUGGAGAUGCCCCCAUUGCUCCCGUUGAAGGAACUGACAGCAGUGCGUACAUCAAAUCCAGCAAAGAAGUUGCCAUUCUGUGCAGUUUUCUGUUGGGCCUUGGAGACAGCUGCUUUAAUACCCAGCUGCUUAGUAUCUUGGGCUUUCUGUAUUCUGAAGAUAGCGCCCCAGCAUUUGCCAUCUUCAAGUUUGUUCAGUCUAUUUGCGCAGCCGUGGCAUUUUUCUACAGCAACUACCUUCUCCUUCACUGGCAACUCCUGGUCAUGGUGAUAUUUGGGUUUUUUGGAACAAUUUCAUUCUUCACUGUGGAAUGGGAAGCUGCCGCCUUUGUAGCCCGAGGCUCAGACUACCGAAGUAUCUGAUCGGGUGUCCAUGAGGGGACACGUGUGACCUCAGAAACACAGUUGGAUACAGCUUGGUAGAAGAAGUCUCCUUUGAUCCUCACACUAUAUUGGAUGAUGUUCAGUAUGGAAAAUCAAGAAAUUAAGACUGUUAAAUCAUCCAGAGUUGGUGUUCAAGUUUACAUACAUGAGUUAUUUAAAAUAAGUGGAAUAAGGGAAAGCUGUUCUGUCAACUGUAAUUGUUCAGAGAUGUUGUUUUUCAUUGUAUCUAUCUCAAUGCUAUAAUCAUGUUAUAGAAUGUAAAUGUUUUCUUCUCCCUCCUGCUCUUGUUGAAAGAUCCUGCCUUGAUUCAGAAUACUAGGCCAUAUGUCAUAUAAAUAUUUUUUCUGGAUAUGGAGUAUGUUUUGCUAUGUAAUAAUGGGAAGCAUAUGUCACUCCCAUAUGUGUUGGGGAAUGAUACUUAAUUAAAUAGUAAACCUGGGUGUGGUGGUGCACGCCUAUACUCCCAGCUGCUGGGGAGGCUAGACAGAAGGAUCACCUCAGCCCAGGAGCUUGAGUCUGCAGUGAGCUAUGAUCGUACCACUGCACUCCAGCCUGGGCAACAGAGUGAGACCCUGUCUU